Messenger RNA from Penicillium pulvis, 4347 nucleotides. RefSeq lists its product as uncharacterized. The transcript is spliced from 3 exons. The record is from RefSeq and is a predicted model, not a curated record. NCBI's taxonomy places the organism in Eukaryota, Fungi, Ascomycota, Eurotiomycetes, Eurotiales, Aspergillaceae. Gene Ontology annotation, biological process: metal ion transport; transmembrane transport. Bases 1 to 4347 code for a protein of 1448 amino acids. Gene Ontology annotation, cellular component: membrane. Gene Ontology annotation, molecular function: metal ion transmembrane transporter activity.
AUGGAGGCAUCCGGGAAAAACUCCAUAAUCGAACUCAUAGACUUGCCAGAGGAAGGUGACAAAAGGUUUCGCGAUGUAAUCCAGCCCCCACGAUUAGAGACGCCUUUCCACAGAGCAGCAACUCUGCAGUCUGAUAACAAGAAACAGCCGCGACAAACCACAACAAGACAUCAUGCCCCAUACGUGUCCUUCGGUGACCGGGGUACAACUGCAAGUGCAGGCGCAUACGGCUCCCUGCUUCGUAUUUGUCGCCCUGUACCGAGUGAUCACCUCCAGUCGGGGAUUCUUGGCCUGGGAAUGCCCGAUGAUCCGGAGGCAUGGUAUGUCUACUGGCGCUCAUCGCAGUUCCUAGAAAAUGCCCAGCUUAUGGCCAACGGUUUCGGCCUGCAAAUCCUAAACGCCGCAUCCUCACGGCCACCGAGCGUGGAGUUUGUGGGAGACCGUUGGCCAGUCAUUUCAUAUAGCACCAAUGAGCGAUUCAUGGUCACUGUGAGGUUAUGGUGUCAGAACAAUGUGGUCGUCCAGCAAACCCAGAUCACGAACGAGUAUCUAUCUUUCGAGCCCUUGAAUAUGCAACUGAACCCCAAUUGUCAUAUGCAAGAUUUGGACUAUCUGGAGAAACGAAAUAAUCUGCAAGUAGAUUUUCUGAGGGCACCCCAUGGCUACGGAAUGGUUGCCAUGGAAAAUAGUCCAGACUUGAGGGUCGAAAAAGAACGCAUGUGCGUGCUAAUCGGGGUUUUCAAAGAUGGGAUCGCGCAAGAAUUGAAUUUACAAAAGGAAGGAGGAGCAAUAAAGCCGAUCCCAAUCACGCAUAAUUUCAAGAAGAGGAAUACAGUUGAAAUAGCCGUGGCUUUCAAAAUCCAGAUGAGUACAGCCAAGGAGGACUGGCGGAACUUCAUCCUUUCAAGCACCGACCUGAAAUUUGACCCUCAACCGGAAUCUGUUACAACCACUAGGCCUUCUGCUUCAAACCCAGAGAUAAAUUGGCUUCUCCGUCGCAACCUUGAACAUAUACUUUCGGUCUGCAGUAUUCCAACUGCCGAACAACCUAAUUUGGAUUUCGAGUCUUCAUCAGUGCCUGUCACUGUGGAAAAUGACAGACCAGUCAUAACACUCACAACACCUGAUCAAAAGGAUGGCACUCCUCUCUACAGAACUACGGUUCAGGAUCAAGAAAGUCUGAAAUCCGAUUCUGAAUUCAGCCCAGAACCCCCAAGAGAUUUUCAAGGCCCAAUGAUUACGCUCAGCGCACCUGAUGGCAAAGAGGAUGUUCUUCAUCGAAGUGCAUCAAUCCAAGAUCAUAUAGGUCCCAUAGCUCUUACAUGUGGUGACUUUGGUGAUCAUCGAGUUAGUGUCUCAGGAAGCUACUUUGCAUUCAUUUUUAUGUUGGAGAUGCAUGGUGUACUUUCAGAUGCACCAGAACUAUGCGAGAAAAUUCACAUGACAUGCAAAGGACAUCUUGAGUGGGUCUCACAGUUGAGCAGCGAUGAGGCAUGCUCGUCUAAUAUCAGCAUCCAGGGCAGGAUCAUGAAUCAAUCAGAAGAGACAGAUCUGCCGCCCGAUGGGCCUAUGAACAUGCCGAGUCACAUUAUCAAAGCCACAGAAUACCUUCGGGUAUUUAAUGAUAUAGAGGAUCUACUUUCUGUGUGCAGUUGGUUGGGUGACUUUGCGGUGACGUGGUUUCGCCAGCUUAUUGAGACUAAGAAUCAUCUCACACCAACAUGGCAACAUCUGGCCGACUCGGAGCUUCCAUUGUAUCGUCUCAGUGACCACGUGUGGAUUUGGAAGGCAUUGAAUAAUCUGGAAUACCUAAUUCAGCAUGUCAAAGAAACACUACAGAAUAUGCCGAACGAAACUCUAAAAGACUUUCUUCGAAUAGCUGAUCACUUACCUCAUCGUGGAGCGCGGAAGUCAACAUCAGGCCCAAUGUUGAAUUUCACAGCAGAGGAGCUGCGCAGACAGAAUCUGCGACGUUUUACGCUUGAGAACGAUGUGCUACGGAAGCGCAUGCUGAGUGUCACCCGAACCUCCCGAGAGACAAGAUUUUUAUUUCAUUCGCGGGAUACCAUCCUUUACUAUGGACUUGAUUGGGGCUUCUUCAGAGGAGAAGAAGAAAUUUGGAAACAAUUGGUCAGUGCGCAGGUUUUACACGAUGAAGGAAAUGAUGAAUCCCAAUGGGACAACCCUCUGCGCUACGGUCUGGCGAUGGAGAUGGCCAAGCAAGGCCAUCAGCUCGAGCGAAGCUUUACGCCAACUGAGAUGUUUACUCAUGCAACACAAAUUAUUCUCAACUCCUCUUCCGAAAAUGGUCUGUUUCCUGGCCAGCUUGACGACUUCAGCAAGGAGCCCGUUCUCUUCGACCGUGAGCUCUUCCGUGAUUUCUAUUUUCACGUCGGCUUUGAAAUCCCUUACAUUAUUCUGCGUACCAUUGUGAAAGUGAAACCGGACCAGCCUGAAGUCACUGGAGAAGCAGAUAUUGAUCCUGGAUCAUCAAGAGCAGGGCCCAGAAUCCCGCUUGUUAGUGAACGAGAACUACCUUCACAAGGCCAGCCAACAGAUCUGUCCCCCAUCCCGGACACCAAUUUUACUGCCGUACAAGGGUAUAUUGAUUUUCAAACGGACGGGCGAGCAGUUGCAGUCCAAAGAACAUUGAAACGUCAAGUUCCAUACGGCAGGCUCGUCGAACUCGGCAAUAUCGUCGAUGUACCGGAAGAAUGGGUGUAUAAAUAUCCCGACUUUCUGGACUUUACACCACCGGCAACUGAGCAAGAUUUUGAUACGAUCCAAGAAGAAGCGCGUGGGGUGAUUCAAGAAACAUUGAAAGAUCGAGACUUUAGGCGAAUCGUCGAGAAUUACCAGAUAUCAAGCAUUUCGACGCGUGCUUCGGACUGCUAUGUAAUAGUCGACGAUAUCCGUAGGGGACGAAAGCAACGAAAGUGGUCGGUCGAGGAGAAGUCCAUAACAAGUGAUUGUCCCACCUAUAUAGACUUAUGGAAUCGACUCCGGGAAUCGCGGAGUGCUGAGACCAGCAAAAAGCGCUUGAUUUACCUCAGAGCUCCGGACUACACGGUCGCUACCAUGUGUUACCUGGCAUCACCCGAGCUCGAGCGAGUACACAUGGCGCAAUUCUUCGAUCGACAUGCCAAAGUGCAUGCGAACUACUUUUAUGAUGAUACCGCGGCCGUGGUCAAUAGUUGGGUGACCGAAGUUCAUUUCCGCUUUUUCCAGCUGUAUAGGCCCAAUGGAGACGAGACACUCCCUGCAGACCUCCAUUGCGUGCGACAACUGAAAUCGCAAGAAUGUGGCCUGUUCGGCAGUGAUACCUAUCUCAUUGAUGCUGUAAUUAGCUUUCGUAUCGUGGGCGAUUUCUUUGAUCGCUACUGGACGUGUCAUAUUAUUCAAUAUUUUGCAGACGCGACAGAGCUUGCUAAUUAUCCGCCACUUGAUGACUACGAUCGCAGCCAAAGUGCAAAUUGGCAGCAACGCAAGGUUUUGGAGCUGGUUUUCAUCAAUCGCAUUCUGAAAAAGGUGUCUAGUAGCAUGGAUUCGAUUUUACGGCGCAUCGAACAAGGUCCUCGGUCGACCACGUCGGAUGCGGGAGAAAAAUACUUUUCCAGAGACAGCUUCGAAGAUCGCAAGCCAGGGGAGUUGCGGGAAAUCUUCCAGCUUCUGGUUAUUUUGAAGAAUAACAUUACCAAUCUGCAAGGCUUGAUUGAGCAAUGGAAUUCCCGAGAGAGCUCUCAAGGCCGAUCGCGACCACGCUGGACAAGAAUGGAUGAGCAGAAAUAUCGGAAGUCCAUUAAGCAGAAGCUGGUUCACUUUGAGGACCAUGUUCGAGAGAUCAAAGCAACAGCCGCGCGCAUUGAGUUCCUAAUCGCGUUGGUAACUAAUGCCCAAGACGCCAUCCGAUCUAAAAAAUCGCUCAAGGAAGCAGAGAAUAUCACCCUCUUCACUUAUGUCACCGUAUUCUUUCUACCAGUGGGACUUGCUGUUAGUAUCUUCAGCAUGAGCAAUGCACCCGAUCAUAGCGUUCUGGUUUACAUGAUCGCUACAGCGGCGGUGGCUCUUCUGAUCACAAUUGGCGUAUUAUGGUGCGUCCUUAGCCACUUAAUUCCUACAAAGUUGCAGAUUAUCCGGACAGCACUCAAAAGUACACGAGGCCCACCAAUCAUGCCAGAAGAUGCAUUAGCCGAUGAAACUCUUUUAAACCAGCGACUUUUGCGGCGGCUAUCGAUGAGAUCAAAGGAUCAUCGAAAAGCUGGACGGAAGAUUGAUGAUCUUGAAGGGCAGACUGGACCUGAAAUCGAUAUGGAAUCCCUACGAGCAAAAUGGACUUACAAUAAAUGA